Molecule: messenger RNA, 745 nt
Organism: Vigna umbellata (rice bean)
Lineage: Eukaryota; Viridiplantae; Streptophyta; Magnoliopsida; Fabales; Fabaceae
Source: RefSeq, a predicted model, not a curated record
UUCAGGGCACCUCGAUGGGCAAGUGUGAACUUAGGAAUAUUCAUUUGCCUGCAAUGUUCAGGAAUUCACCGGAGUCUUGGAGUACAUAUAUCACAGGUGAGAUCCACAACUUUGGAUACUUGGUUGCCCGAUCAAGUUUCUUUUAUGCAAUUAAUGGGUAAUGCGAGGUCAAAUAAGCACUGGGAGGCAGAGUUACCUCCAAAUUUUGACAGAAAUGGAUAUGGAAUCGAGAGAUUUAUUCGUUCGAAGUAUGUGGAGAAAAGAUGGGCUUCAAAGGGUGAACUACUACCAGCUUCAAAGUCAGCUGAAAUAAUCUUUAACCGGAAUGAGUCACCAGCUGCUGGGGCCAAGAGUGCUAUUCAGAAGAAUAGGAGAUUGUCUCUUGAGGAAAGCAUUUUUGUGAAACAUAUGAACCAUGUUCCGCCUCCGAUAAGAUCUCCGACACCAGGAUCUCAGGAGCUGUCUCCUGAUUUGAAAAACAAGCUUUCACCUCUACCAGUAAGGAGGACAUCUGCAUCAUUUGAUUUUGACAACUCCAGAAUGAAGAACAAUGGUUCUGUUGACCAUUUUGGCUUGUUUUCCGCCCCUAAUGCUAAACAGGAAUUCUCAACUACACCUCCUAGCUGGAUAACGUUCGAUUGUAAGACGGAAAUACUUUUAUUGCACAUUUUUUGUUCAAUAUCCUGGCACACUUCGUAUUGGAACUAAUAAGAUGGAUUAUAAAAUUAUUAAAUCAAUAUUCAUG